GCGCGGGGGGGUGAGAUGGCGGGUUUCGGGGGCGGGCGACUGCCUGCUAUGGGGCCGGCGGCGUUGCUGCUGUUCGCGCUGUGCACAGUGGGCACCCGGGGGCUCUACUUCCAUAUCGGCGAGACCGAGAAACGCUGCUUCAUCGAGGAAAUCCCCGACGAGACCAUGGUCAUCGGCAACUAUCGCACCCAGAUGUGGGAUAAGCAGAAGGAGGUCUUCCUACCCUCGACCCCUGGCCUGGGCAUGCACGUAGAAGUGAAGGACCCCGACGGCAAGGUGGUGCUGUCCCGGCAGUACGGCUCUGAGGGCCGUUUCACGUUCACUUCCCACACUCCCGGUGACCAUCAGAUCUGUCUGCACUCCAACUCAACCAGGAUGGCUCUCUUCGCCGGUGGCAAACUGCGAGUGCACUUGAAUAUCCAGGUCGGAGAGCACGCCAACAACUAUCCUGAGAUCGCUGCUAAGGAUAAGCUAACGGAGUUGCAGCUCCGUGCCCGCCAGCUGCUCGAUCAGGUGGAGCAGAUCCAGAAGGAGCAGGACUACCAGCGGUAUCGUGAAGAGCGCUUCCGUCUGACCAGCGAGAGCACCAACCAGAGGGUACUGUGGUGGUCGAUUGCUCAGACCGUCAUCCUCAUCCUCACUGGCAUCUGGCAGAUGCGUCACCUCAAGAGCUUCUUUGAGGCCAAGAAGCUGGUAUAGAGCCCUCUCCAUAUGACCCGUCCUUUUCACCUCAAUUAUUUGGUACUUUCCCCACCCUAUCCCUUAUCCACCUGGAUUUUGAGGGGAAAAAAAAAAAAAUAUGUCACAUUGGUUCCAUGGCAGCAAACCA
Galeopterus variegatus (Sunda flying lemur) is the source of this 829-nucleotide messenger RNA. RefSeq names its product transmembrane emp24 protein transport domain containing 4 (gene TMED4). Gene Ontology annotation, cellular component: endoplasmic reticulum; endoplasmic reticulum-Golgi intermediate compartment; Golgi apparatus. Lineage: Eukaryota; Metazoa; Chordata; Mammalia; Dermoptera; Cynocephalidae. Gene Ontology annotation, biological process: positive regulation of canonical NF-kappaB signal transduction; endoplasmic reticulum to Golgi vesicle-mediated transport; Golgi organization. The record is from RefSeq and is a predicted model, not a curated record. Bases 16 to 699 code for a protein of 227 amino acids. The transcript has 5 exons.